This is a messenger RNA of Impatiens glandulifera, 606 nucleotides long. RefSeq names its product transcription factor SRM1-like. NCBI's taxonomy places the organism in Eukaryota, Viridiplantae, Streptophyta, Magnoliopsida, Ericales, Balsaminaceae. Bases 1 to 606 code for a protein of 201 amino acids. Gene Ontology annotation, molecular function: DNA binding. The transcript is spliced from 2 exons. The record is from RefSeq and is a predicted model, not a curated record.
AUGAGUACUUCUGGGCAAGCUUUUUCCUCGUGGAGCAGAGAAGAUAACAAGGCGUUCGAGAAGGCAUUAGCAAUGUACUCUGAAGACCGUGAUAAUCGAUGGGGGAAGAUCGCGCUUAAAAUUCCUGGAAAAACAAUGUAUGAGAUUAAACGUCAUUACGAUCUUUUAGUUGAUGAUCUUAGGCGCAUAAAUUCUGGUUUCGUCCCUACACCCAAUUACGACUUAAUGGGUUAUGUAGAAAGACCCAUACCAUCAUGGGCAAACCGUGCCCAUCAAAAUAGUCUCCCUUGGACACCGAAUGAACACAGAUUGUUUCUAUUGGGGUUGGAAAACUGUUUAAAGGAUGAUUGGCAGAGCAUAUCUCGUAACUUUGUAAUCACAAAGUCAUCGUCUCAAGUUGCGAGUUACGCACAAAAAUACUUUUUCAGUGAGAAUUCUAACAACAAAGAAAGGAAUCGAUUGAGGAUCGAUGAUGUCACUGUGAAUUCAAGAGUUGGAGCUGCUUCGCGACCUCAUAACUUUGAAUCCAAUUUCACAGAUGGCUGGAAUCACAAAGAACCUUCCUCCAGCUCCAGCUCCUCCUCCUCCUCAAAGCCAUUAGUGUGA